CUAGAAAUGUUUCUGGGCUGAAAUAAUCCUCUUCAGCUCCCAGUGCACAGUCAAGGAAUUUUAAAACAGAGGACUUUGGGACCACAAAAUGCUCGCCGAGAUUUAAAGGCCCAGGGAGCUCAAGAUAAAUAACUAUUUCUCCUUCUUGAGGAAUUCCUCCAGUUGUCAGUUCAUCCCGCACGUAGCCUCCCACCCAUUCCCCACCCCAGGCCACCUCAAGCCAAGGGAACAGUGGACAUGUGCUUCUGGACAAACCUCUCAGUGCUGGUGGUGCUACUGUCCUACCCCCUCAGCCUUGUUUCCUCUGCGGAGACUGACAAAGUCCGCCCUCAGGAUAGCAGCCACGCUGGGGGCCAAGGCCUGCUCCAAGUCCUGAGUGUCCUUUCUGCUGGUGACCGCCGGUCCCUCGAUCAUCCACAAAGCCUCAUCAAAAUCCUGUUCGAGAGGACUGGGUGUCCACAGAGAACAAAUGGAAUGCAAGAAGAUUGCAAGCUGUGUCUGGAGCCAGAUGCUCUGUUACUCACAGCUGGUGGAGAUUUGGAGGAUGAGCUUAGAGAGGAGGUGGUCGAGAGAGUUUCCCUCCUCCUCCUCUAUUACAUCAUUCACCAGGAAGAGAUCUGUUCCUCAAAGCUCAACAUGAGCAACAGAGAGUAUGCAUUUUACCUGCAUAGCCUCCUCGGCCUCAGGCAGGAUGAAGACUCCUACUUUCUUUCACAGAACGAGACUGAUGACAUCUUGGCUUUUACCAGGAAGUACUUUGGCACAUCUGGUAGCCAGUGUAUGGAGACAAAGGUGCUACAGAGGAAAUCUGGCAUCCAGGGCAGCCAUGGUGCUGAUGAAAAGACGCUUCCUCAGCUGGCCGCAACCAUCAUUGCUCUGUCACUCCAAGGGCUUUGUCUGGGGAGAAGAGAUGUGCCGUCCCCAGAUGACUUUACAGAGUACACUUUCAGUUUUUUCAACAGUACCAGUGCCCUCCACCUAUCUGAACUAGAGCAACUUCUGAACAUACUCUCUACCAGAAGGGUCUGUGCCAAAAAGGAUAUCCUCCAUCAACACCAAACGAAACAAACUAUGACAGUACGUGGCGCGGGAGACCUUCAGACACCUACUGCAAUGGACAAAGAGUACAGUGAGCAUUCUGUUUCCUGGGAUCAGGCUUGCUUUUCCGCUAGGCAGUUGGCGCAGAUAUUCCUACAGAACCGUAGUACUUCGUUCAUUUCUAAGGAGGACUUUAAGCAGCUAAGUCCAGGGAUCAUCCAGCAACUACUCAGCUGCUCUUGCCAAAUGCCCAAGGACCAGCAAGCAAAACCCUUCCCCACCACUCUGGAGAAAUACGGCUACAGCACAGUGGCUGUGACACUCCUGACACUGGGCUCCAUGUUCGGGACAGCGCUGGUCCUUUUCCACAGCUGUGAGGAGAACUACAAUCUUAUUUUACAGCUGUUCGUGGGCUUGGCUGUGGGGACGCUCUCUGGGGAUGCCCUGCUGCACCUCAUCCCUCAGGUUCUUGGUUUGCAUAAGCAGGAAGCAGAGCUUGGGCAUUCUCAUGAAAGCCAAGGUCUUAUUUGGAAGCUGUUGGGACUACUUGGAGGCAUCCAUGGAUUUUUCUUGAUAGAAAAAUGUUUUAUCCUUCUUGUAUCACCAAAUGCCAAGAGCCUGCCAUUGCCUAAUGGCCAUGUGGGGCAUGACCACCGCCUUGCACUCAACCCUGAAUCAAAUGACCACUCAGGAGGAGACAAAUCUAUAUCAGCCAUCCAGCUGAAAGGCCCAGAAGAUUCACAGCCAGCUGAGCCACCCAUAGGUGAUGUACCAGUCUCCAAAAGAAACUGCAAAACCAUCAGCUUAUUGGCAAUUAUGAUACUGGUUGGAGAUAGCCUACAUAAUUUUGCAGAUGGCCUAGUAAUAGGGACAGCCUUCUCAUCGUCAUUGGAGUCAGGAGUGACCACAACAAUUGCUAUUUUGUGCCAUGAAAUUCCACAUGAGAUGGGAGACUUUGCAGUACUCUUAAGCUCUGGACUCUCCACCAGGACUGCCAUCCUGAUGAAUUUUAUAAGUGCCCUGACGGCCUUUGUAGGACUAUACAUUGGUCUCUCAGUGUCUACUGAUCCACGUGUCCAAGACUGGAUUUUAACAGUGACUGCUGGGAUGUUCUUAUAUUUAUCCUUGGUGGGGAUGCUAGUACAACAUGCUGACCCAGGAGAAUCAAGCUCCUCUUCAGCAGUGAGACGAAUAAACAUCUUGGGAACCCUAAAAGAUACUGCAGAAUAUCUAUGUCUUCCAGUAAAAAUCAGCACACAUCUGUUCUAGUCAAGAAGAACUGGAAACAAAAGGCAAAGUUCCCAAAUCAAUAAGCACUUCCAGUCCUCCAACAUUGAGUUCUGCCUGCUCGUCUGCCUGGGUCUCUACUGAGAUGAACACAACUACAUGGAUCUCUUUCUGAUUAUCUAGGGACCUUGAAAAAUUACUGUCCUCUGUCAACCUAACUGCAGUUUAGAAUGAUGCCAUCUCUACUCCCACUGAGAGUGUUCCAUCACCUUGAUUUGUCCCUCUUCUGGGUAUUUCUCAAAUCUUCCUGGUUCUCAUUUUGCAAGAGCUGUACCUUCUUCUAGUGUCCCAGGAACCAUACUCCAAAGAGUAGAGUGUGCAUUUCUGUUACAUAAUUACCCAGAAUAAAGCACGUGUUAUCUUCCAGUCGCCUGAGUCCAGAGGUCCCGGUCCUGUGAUGGAAUGUGCUCAUGUCAUUAGGACAGUCCUUUCCCUUUCCAUGUGAAUAACCUGUAACUUGUGGAAAGUGUUUUUGUGUUCAGAGUCUGUUAUUUUGAUCCAUCUGAUAAAAAGCUCGCUAUCACUUGAACACACAGCUUGGGGCCCUGCUUCACUUUUCAAGUACAGUAUAUUCUUAAACACAAGUGAGAUGAGGAACAUACUGCACAUCCCCCGGGGACUAUUUAAA
Molecule: messenger RNA, 2953 nt
Organism: Meriones unguiculatus (Mongolian gerbil)
Lineage: Eukaryota; Metazoa; Chordata; Mammalia; Rodentia; Muridae
Gene: Slc39a12
Product: solute carrier family 39 member 12
Exons: 14
Coding region: 238-2307 (689 amino acids)
Biological process (GO): intracellular zinc ion homeostasis; zinc ion import across plasma membrane
Cellular component (GO): membrane
Molecular function (GO): zinc ion transmembrane transporter activity
Source: RefSeq, a predicted model, not a curated record